Molecule: messenger RNA, 717 nt
Organism: Eublepharis macularius
Lineage: Eukaryota; Metazoa; Chordata; Lepidosauria; Squamata; Eublepharidae
Product: proline-rich protein HaeIII subfamily 1-like
Exons: 3
Coding region: 1-717 (238 amino acids)
Source: RefSeq, a predicted model, not a curated record
AUGGUGCUGACUGUAUCUAACAGCGUUUGCAGUGGCGCCACACCCUCGGACUCCGCGGCCCCCACCCCCUCCCACGCCCCUGCCCACGGCGACACCCACCUGCGGCCCCCGGAGUCGGCCAGGAGAUACGCCGGGAGGGACGCCGGCAGGGCCGCGGAACCGCCGUCCGGCCAGGAGGGACUCUCCACCCCCCCGGCGGAGCUGACGGGCGCGGCCGCCGACCCGCCGAGGCCGGGGACCUGGCGCCGAGCGGCAAACGGCCGCGAAUGGAGGAGGCCGUCAACCCGGGCGCGGCCGCAGCCCCGGCAGCCAGGGCCCGCGCCGGCGGGACGCCACGGCCAUGGGCAAGGCAAGGAGAGGCCGCCCAGGAAGCCGGGCCGCGGCGAGAUGCCCGCGCCGGCGCAGAGCUCCAACGGGGCCUACAACCCCCAGAAGGCCAAGGGAGAGGGUGGGCGCAGCCGGCAGAAGGACGGCCUACCCAGCACGGACCCGCCGGGGGUGUCCCGUGCUGACCCGCCGUCACCCCCGCCACAAGGGGGCGCCCACACUCGUGACAAAGUGGUGGAGAAUGUGGGCACUGAUCCCGCCGUGAAACGACCGGUGCCACGCCUACCCGCCCCGCCAGGGUGGUCCCGCGCCCGGAGCUACCUGCUCCGUCUGCCUUCAGGCCGUCCCUGCCGGGAACCUCCCUCCGGACCGACCUCCGAGAACCCAUGA